AUGAAAACUCGUCUAUGAUUGUGUGAGAUUUCAUUUGAAAAUACAGAGUUUUCGACAAGAUCAUUUUGUGUUGUAAAAUCUGAGUGCAAUGUGUUUCCGACCAUGGUGCAAAAGACAUUUUGUUACAAGAAAUCCUAUGUAGAUGUGUUACAUCUGUUUCAAGAACAUGUCAUCAGAAAGGAACGUCAAUGUUAGAGAUUCGAAUGAGAAGAAAGAAGGUAGAAUUGUUCUUCCAACUGUCGCUAAAAGUUUUACAAACGACGAAAUUAUGUCUUCAGAGUAUAGAUCCAGAAGUUUUGGAGAAUCAAGCAGGAAUAAAUCCUCGACUUUACCUUUCAGUAAUCAAAUUUGUGACAACGUUGGAAGCGUAGAUCAUUUCCAAGCAAUUCGAUCAAAUCUGGAUAUUUGUAGGUCUUCCAAGAUUCUUGAUAGCUGUGUAAUUUCAAAUGAUUCACAACCUUUAGAGAAAAGCAGAGAAAUUAAAGUCUUCCCGGGUUCAUCAUCAGAGUUGAACAAGCUAACAUCAAGUGCAACAAUCACAGAUAAUGUAGCGGAAAAAAAUAAAAAAUCAUCUGCGGAUCAAAAGAGAUUUUAUCAGCGCAAAUUCUCCGGACUUUCUGGAAUUAAACUUCCAGUCGGACGUUUUUUCAAAUUUCUCCGCCCACCAUUACAGCGGAGAAAUUCUUGUCCAGUGCUCAGCAUUUCUGAACUGAAAUCAGAUGUUAAAGCCAAUGGGACGACAGAAGUGAAGCCUGAAGACCUUCCAAAUGCAAAAGUAAUUCCAGAUCGGGACAUAAACAGUCAGCAUAAUCUAAGCUGCCGGCUAACAAAAUGGACUUCUCAUUCUGAAUUACUUCAGCCGGAAGUGAAUAUUCCUCAUAAAGAGUGUGUAAUCAAAAACAAAAAUCGAAUAUCUCUGAGGAAUAGAAAUAUCAAUACAGCGCUGAACUCAGAACUCACAAGCGUUGAAUCGUCUUUAGAAGGGAAAGCUAAUUCUUUCAGCGAGAGUCAAACGAAUAGCUGUAUUACUAACUUUGGAACUAAUGCGAGUAGAAUUUCUAAAAUAGAAUCCGUGAAGCCCUUCGUGGUUGAAAAAACUGUGAUAAUUGUUUCUGAAAAUUCUCCUGCUUUUGCUUGUGAUUCUGAUAGCAAAUGUAGCGAAAAAGGAUUGAAUUCUAGUUAUAUCAGUAAUAUUGAUACAUCCAUUCCAUAUAUAAGCAAUGCAUUGAUAUACCUGGAUUCAGAAAAGAAAAGUAGUUCAAAUGGUAUUGAUAAUUCCAUAAAAGGAAUAAAUGAAACUUUUACCAACCAAGUAAAAGUUAUCAAUUCUCUUUCCAAUAAUCCUGAAGUGGAUCAUCUGUCCUGCCACCACUCUUCAACUAAUUUAUUUCAAGUCCACCAAAAAGGGUUUGAAGAAAAAUAUAUUGACCGAACAUAUCAGCAAACACAGCAGCAAUUGUACUAUUCUAAUUCAAAUAGUUUAGAAAAAAGUAGAGAAGAUCUCACAACUAAUUCAACAAAUGACAAUUUAUGUAGAUUAAAUAUUUCAGAAGGUAACUCUCAUUCAUAUUCCACAAGACCCGCACAAAAUAGCAGUACAGACAUUAAUAUUACUGCAAGUGAACAACCUACUAAACUGCAUUUUGCAAGUGAUGGAAUCAAUGAUUCAGAAUAUCAAAUUGCCUCAAACUCUUUAGAUAGUUUACAAUGCAAACAGAAUAUAAUUACAGCGAAUAACAAUGAAUUACACACAAGUUACGAACCACUUUAUGCUGUCGUAAAAAAAUUUUCUAGUAGCAAAACGCAUGUGCUCAACAAUUGGGGAAAUGAUCAAUAUCAUAAUACCAAUGUAGAUUCAAGUUAUGAAGCUCAAACAUAUAAGAUCUCUGAAAAUGGUAUGAAUAGAACAUUAGCCUAUUUUGGAUGUAGAAAAACGGUCAAAACCACAGCCAACAAACAGAAUGAAUUAAAAAUAAAUCCUGCUUUGUACAUAUGUGAAGUAGAUAAUUCAUUUUUGGUUCAAAAUAAUCAGCAAAAUCAAGUAGAAAGUGGAUAUUUCGAUAAUGUAUUUGAACAAAAUACAUCAAGCAGUUACCCAAGUUCGGAAGUUCCAAAGACAUCUAACGACAAGACUGCUAAUGAAAUUCAAAAUUCUCAAAGUCUUCAGCCCCAGCAAAUACAUAUCGUCUACAAUCAAGUGCGGAAUAAACAGUUGUCAGAAAAGCCAUUUGAUACAGCUAAAUGCCCAAUUUUGAAUGUUAACUGUACUGAAAAUAGUUCGUGUAUCAGUAGUGAUGUAUUGGACUUCGGCGAAAACUCAUCACAUGCAUCGACAACUGAUUUACAAAAUGAGCAUAUUACAGAAUGCUAUAACGUUAAAUUAGAUGCACCUGAAGAAGUCAUUGUAGCUGGUUUUCAUGAUUUUUGCCAUACGAUGUUGUCUCUUGAAGACGGCACCGAAAUCCCCGAUACAGGAACUGUGAAAAGAAGACCAGGAUACAAAAAAGAUAAAACUGAACUUUCUGCUAACAAACCUAGCACAAACAUGGAUAACCAUUUAGAUAAUAUCACAAAAAUUGAAAAAAAUAAUAUUCAAUCACUAGAACUAUCUAAAAGGGAUACGAUGUCUUCCGUACUUACUACACAAGAACCUGCUUGUAACAGAACAUCAGAUGUGUCUGAAGAGAGCAUCAGCUUUUCGUCGGAUAAAUUAUUAGAAGAAAUACAAAACAGUAAAUCUUUAGAUAAAAUGAGCAUCAAAGAUCCAGAUGUAAUUGAUGCUAUGACAGUUUUAGAUAACUCUCUCUUGGAAAUAUCAGAAUCAGCAAUGGACCCGGUUAUAGGCAACUUACCAAGAACUCAUUCAGAAGGAAGAAAAUCUAGAGAAGAAACCCAUGAGAAACCAGAUACAAAAUGCCCAGUAAAAAUUUCAAAAGAAGAUAAGAUUCAAUGUGAUAAUUUAAUAGAAGAAUUAACAUUUGAAGGUAUAAGUAAAAGAGUGUCAAAUAUCUUUAAUAGCUCAGAUUCAGCCUCGGUUCAAGGCGAAAGCAUUGCUGUUACUAUUUCCAGCAUGAAAACUCAGCAAACCUUCUCUAAUUUAAAAGAUACUCAAAAUUUAGGAGUCGAUUUGGAACAAGAACAAAGUCCAGAAGGCAGUAACGGUUGGUUGAAUACACGAUCACCCAAUUCACUCAAAGUCACUAGUAUAUCAUCAGACAUAAAGAGUUGUUAUGAAGAUAUUUCUUCGGACUUCUAUGAUCCCGAAAAUGAAAUGAAAAAAGUGAACCAUUUGACAGACUUCCCAACAUCUAUGGUACCAGGAAGUCCGAACGCUGUGUACCCUUUGCAAGUAUCAAUUGAUCACAAUUCUUGUGCUCUAUUACAAAAUUGUGCUGCCGCCAACAGAACAAGCCCAUGCUCAGUUGAUUCGGGAACAAGCUCACAUAAUCAAGGAUUUUUUGUCGUUGUUGCAAUUGAUUUUGGAACAACAUACAGUGGAUAUGCCUUUAGCUUCACUCGAGAUCCAGACAAUAUUCACAUGAUGAAAAAAUGGGAUGGAGGAGAUCCAGGUGUGUUUAACCAAAAAACACCGACAACUUUAUUGUUAUCACCAGAAGGUACGUUCCAUUCAUUUGGAUACUCUGCAAGGGAUUACUACCAUGACUUGGACGAAGAAGAAGCUAAAAAAUGGUUAUACUUUGAAAAAUUUAAAAUGACUUUGCAUCACAAUGAGCAUCUAAGCCUUGAAACAGAAAUUGCAGCUGCAAACGGUAAGCAUAUGCCGGCUGUCACAGUUUUUGCACAUGCUUUACGUUACUUUAAGGAUCAUGCGUUACAAGAACUCAGUGAUCAGUCUGCAACAAAAAUCCUAAAUGAAGAUGUAAGAUGGGUCGUAACAGUUCCUGCCAUUUGGAAACAGCCUGCAAAACAAUUUAUGAGAGUUGCUGCUUAUAAAGCAGGAAUCGCUAGCCCUGACUAUCCCGAACAACUUCUAAUUGCUCUGGAACCCGAAGCAGCAUCCAUAUACUGUAGAAAAAUGAGACUUCAUCAACUAGUUCCGGAUGAAACCCAUUUUCAUCGGUCGUCUUUCCAGUGGAAAACAGGAAAGGAAGCAGAGCCAAAAACUGGAUUAACAAUCAGAGACAAAGAUUUCAGUUCCAGCAAUUUAUCUCAGCUAGGAAAUGAUAAUUCAUUCACAUCAGGUACUCGCUAUAUGGUUGUAGACUGUGGAGGCGGUACAGUAGAUAUUACCGUUCAUGAGCUUUUGGAUAAACAAGGAACGUUAAAAGAACUUCAAAAAGCUUCUGGCGGUCCAUAUGGCGCAAUAGGUGUUGAUAUGGAAUUCGAAAAGUUGCUCUGUGACAUAUUUGGUGAAGAUUUCAUUCAACAAUUCAAAUUUAAGCGACCUACUGGAUAUGUUGAUUUAAUGAUUGCAUUUGAAGCAAGAAAAAGAAAUGCAAACCCCUACAAGACAAAUCCUUUAAACAUUUCCUUGCCUUAUUCUUUCAUAGAAUUCUAUGAGAAAUGCACAGGAUCGUCUGUAGAAUCAGCAAUAAAGAAAUCUAGUCACAAGAAUGUAAAGUGGUCUUCUCAAGGAAUGCUUCGCCUGGAACCACCUGCAAUGGAAGAUUUAUUUCGAAGAACAAUUGAAAAAAUUAUACAGCAUAUAGAAAGUAUUAUUAACCAAAAAGAUAUUGGAAUAGACGAUAUUUUCCUUGUUGGUGGAUUCGCAGAAUCAUUAAUUCUUCAAAAAGAAAUCAAAGAUGCAUUUUCUUCAAGAUUAAAAGUUAUUAUACCCCAAGGAGUUAGUUUAGCAAUACUUAAAGGAGCAGUACUCUUUGGUUUAGAUCCCACAACUAUAAAUAUUAGGAGAUUAAGAAUGACUUACGGUGUGGGUGUACUAAAUCGAUUCAUUCAUGGUGUUCAUCCACGAGAAAAGCUUGUGAUAAAAGAUGGAAUACAAUGGUGUGCUGAUGUAUUUGAUAAAUUCGUAGUUAAUGAACAAUCAGUAGAUAUAGGAGAUGUUGUAGUAAGAUGUUACACACCAGCUAAAGAUGGUCAAUCAUGCAGCGUUAUACAUAUUUACUGCAGUGAAAAGGAUAAUGUAUAUUUUAUUACAGACCCGGGAGUAAAACGAUGUGCAACUUUAAUAUUAGAUCUUUCAGACAGUCGAUUUAUACAGGGAAGGGAAAUACAAACACAAAUGAUGUUUGGUGAUACAGAAAUCAAGGUUAGUGCACUUGAUGUCACCACAGGAAAAUGUGUAAAAGCCGAAAUAGACUUUUUAAAUCAAUGAAUAAAAUUUAAAUAAAUAAUAAAUUUUAUUAGAAAAAUAUGUAAUAUUUUUCAUAAUUCAUUCUCACAAUGAAAUAUUCUAAUUCUACUAGAUUAUUUACAGUUAAAAGAUUACAGAAAUAAGAAAACAUGUCAUCAAAUAACACAAUUAAUCAAUAACACAAUAAUAUCCGUCAUUGAAGAAAAAAAUAUUCUUAGCAACUUAGAGAAACGAUUUCAAUUUCGAUCACGAAUAUAGUACAAAAUAUUUAAGUAAAUUCUUAAUCUUACAUUGAAAAGGUAGUGAGAAAUUGCUGCAAAAAUUAAGUACUUUUUGGACACCUUAACCAAAAAAAGCACCAUUUUAAUUUCAUACAUACAUAA
Messenger RNA from Argiope bruennichi, 5658 nucleotides. RefSeq names its product heat shock 70 kDa protein 12A-like. The coding region runs from base 143 to 5296 and encodes 1717 amino acids. NCBI's taxonomy places the organism in Eukaryota, Metazoa, Arthropoda, Arachnida, Araneae, Araneidae. The transcript has 9 exons. The record is from RefSeq and is a predicted model, not a curated record.